This is a messenger RNA of Drosophila guanche, 725 nucleotides long. RefSeq names its product ubiquilin-2. The transcript has a single exon. The record is from RefSeq and is a predicted model, not a curated record. Gene Ontology annotation, molecular function: protein binding. Bases 212 to 604 code for a protein of 130 amino acids. NCBI's taxonomy places the organism in Eukaryota, Metazoa, Arthropoda, Insecta, Diptera, Drosophilidae.
AGAUCAAGUACAAGUGGACGAUGACUUAUAGUCCAGAUUACUAGGCUUGAUGCCAUUAGAGCUGGCUGAGCAAGGAUCAAACUUCUCCAACCAGAUAUCGGUAAACAAACAAAAAUUCAGUCGGAAAGUGCCGCUCAGCUGAAUACAACACAACCGAUCCAUAUAUCUACAUAACAUACAUAUUAGUGGACGCCAUUGGUAAGAGCUCGCCAUGAACUGCGUCGACUCUAUUAACAUAUUGGCGAAGGGAAGCGACUUCCAACCCAUUAUCUCGGUGCGGGAGAGGGAGUUAGUUCUGAACCUGCGGGACCUGGUGGCGGUGCGUUUCGAGCAGGCUAUUAAAAACAUUUUGCUGGUCUUUGGUGGUCAGGUGCUACGCGAUGCUGGCACUAUGGACACCGUUGGCAUCACAUCUGGAGUUACUGUGCAUGUGGUGUGCUUUCGGGGUAACAUUGUACACACCUCACCACCAUCGGAAACUGUUGACGUUUCUACGUCGAUACCGUCGAUGUCCAUCGACUGCUUGGCCAAUAUUACAAAUUCGAAUCGCCUCAAGAUGCUGGUAAAGCGGAAUGUGCGCAUGAAAGUCAUUCAGCUGGCCUAAUGUCCGGCUAAGCAGGAGUAUGAUCGCAUCGGACUUGAUUUGUUAGUAAGGCGUAUGAAGCUCUUCCCUGGUGGGCCCCAGCUUCUGGCCCUUCUCGGCAAAAUGCGCACAUACACACACA